This is a messenger RNA of Penicillium argentinense, 474 nucleotides long. RefSeq lists its product as uncharacterized. Lineage: Eukaryota; Fungi; Ascomycota; Eurotiomycetes; Eurotiales; Aspergillaceae. The coding region runs from base 1 to 474 and encodes 157 amino acids. The transcript has a single exon. The record is from RefSeq and is a predicted model, not a curated record.
AUGCACUUCACCACCACUCUCGUCGCCGCCGUGGCCGCCCUGACGCCUCUUGUCAGCGCUGUAGGCAAUGCCAAAGUCGUCAACAAAUGCGGCUUCCCUGUUUACCUGUGGUCCGUUGGAGGCUCGGUUGGCCCAGCAAAGACUGUGAAGUCCGGUGGCACAUACUCUGAGGUCCUGCACCACGACCCAGCUUCCGGAGGCAUCGCCAUAAAAAUCACCACUGUGCCGAAUGGCAUUUACAACGGAAGCCCCCAGACCAAUUUUGCCUAUACUUUGGACGGCCAGCAGGUCUGGUACGAUCUGUCGGAUGUCUUCGGUGACCCAUUCUCCGGUCAUGCCAUCGGCGUCAAGCCCUCACUCAACUGUCCAAAGAUCUGCUGGCCCAAUGGCGUGGCUACGAGUGGAGCCAGUCAAACGAAGGUCUGCAGUGCCAACUCCGAUAUCACUCUUACUCUCUGCUCAGGCACUUGCUAG